Messenger RNA from Magnusiomyces paraingens, 2460 nucleotides. RefSeq lists its product as uncharacterized. Lineage: Eukaryota; Fungi; Ascomycota; Dipodascomycetes; Dipodascales; Dipodascaceae. The transcript has 3 exons. The coding region runs from base 1 to 2460 and encodes 819 amino acids. The record is from RefSeq and is a predicted model, not a curated record.
AUGCGAUUCCCAUUGAUAUCUAUAGCUGUGGCGUUUUUUAGUCACAAAACAGAGACAGAUUCUUGUGCUGAUAUAGCGUUAUCAGGAUAUUGGUUACAAGAUCAUCAAAAGCUCAGUAAUUGGCAGGCACCUAAUUGCAUUCUUCAGCAUUAUACGUCCAAAGAUACUUCAAAAUGUUUAACAAAUAAAAAAGUUGUUUUUAUUGGUGAUUCAACGGCCCAGAAAACCUUUUAUGGCUCGAUUAGAGCUAUGAAUAGCACUUUGGGAACCGAAACAACCGAAACAAAUGAAACAAAUGAAAAGUUUUUGUUUAGUGACUCCUCCUUUGAGUUUAUAUUCGAUCCAUUUUUAACUGCUGAUGGAUUGGAUUUUUUUAAAAAUACCCAAAAUAACGAGAAUACUGCUUUUGUUUAUAUUUCCUUCGGUCUUGAAUAUGCACAGAAAUUUCCUGAUAAAUAUCAAAGCGAAUUCCAAAAGGCUGUAAAAGACCUUGCAUCUGUUCUUGAAAAAAAUGAUGUUAAAGUGUUUAUUGCACCUGUAUUUACCCCAUUUUUUGAAAAGCUUUCUGGUAAAAGUAGUGAAGACUUUAGUACUGUGAGACUUGAAACUCUAAAUAAUAUCCUGAUUAAUGCUUUUCCAACAUCUAAUAAUAUUUUAAUUACUCAAGUUUUUAAUUUGUUAGCUGAGGGUCGAGGCGAUUAUUAUGACAAAGAAGGCGUCCAUUAUAUUGACCAGAUUUAUAAUCUUCAGGCUGAUAUUUUGUAUAAUAUGGUUUGUAAUACUAAAGUUUCGACUUCUUAUCCUUUUGCCAAAACUUGCUGUUUAAACUACCCUAAACCAGCUGGAACUUAUCUUUUUGUUUUUUUGCUAACAGUAGCAUUUAUUCCAGUAAUUAUGAUCGGAAACUACUUAUUAAAAGGCUGGGGAUCAAAGGUGUCAAAUGGAAACCCCAAAGCCAAAAUAACUUGGCAAAACGUCCAAGGAGCUUUUAUGAUUUUUUCCCUUUGCUUAGCGUAUGGUUUUUUUUGUGACCGUACACAGAUUUUUUCUAAAGGAAACAAAAAUUUUAAGUGGAGCGAAUUUUCUGGAUUAUGUAUAAUAUCGUUACUUUUUGGUUCCUUUACCUCAAUCAAAAUUGCCAAUCCAAAAAACGCAACAUUUUUAAAUCGAUUUCAAACAGAUGAAUGGAAAGGAUGGAUGCAGAUUGCUAUUUUAAUAUACCACAUUACUGGGGGAUCAAAGGUAUUACCAAUAUAUAAGGCAAUCAGAGUUAUGGUUGCUUCAUAUUUAUUUAUGACAGGUUAUGGCCAUACUGUAUUUUUUACCAAGAAAGCAGAUUUUGGUCUUAAAAGAGUAGUUUCUGUUCUUUGCCGUCUUAAUAUGCUAACUAUUUUUUUGGCUUAUGUUAUGAAUACUGAUUACUUAUUUUACUAUUUUUCUCCAUUAGUAACUUUUUGGUUUGGAAUAGUAUGGUUAACAUACAGAAUCUUUCCCCAAUACAAUAUUGGCCUAAAAUCGUCUUUGAUAAAAGUAACUAUUUCUGGGAUUUUUGUCUAUUUUUUCAUUUCGAUUCCUGGCCCAUUGGAAGCAAUAUUUUGGGUACUGGAGAAAUUGGCCCGUAUUUCAUGGAACUUAAGAGAAUGGAGAUUCAGGGUUAUGCUCGAUAUUUGGGCUGUUCAUGCCGGUAUGAUAACUUCUAUUCUAGUUAAUAAUGACGAACUUCAUGAUUUUCGCAGCAAACUGUUAAAAUUUCGACAUUUGGGCCUAGUAAUUGGAUCAGUUCUUUUGGUUAGUUACUGGGUUUUAAGUGGAAGAUAUGAGGAAAAAACAGAAUACAACAAAGUAAACAAAUACCUUAGUAUUCUUCCUAUCAUCGGGUUUGUUCUUGUUCGUAACACCCCUUCUUUAAUAAACUUUUAUUCUAGAGGAUUUGCUUGGUUUGGAAAAGUUUCCUUAGAAACUUUUAUUCUCCAAUUUCAUAUUUGGAUGGCUGCUGACACCAAAGGGAUUCUAUAUAUGAUUGAUAUGGGGCUGCAUAAUAACAAGUACAAUACUACGAAUUCAUACAUCGAACUAGUCCAUUCGUAUGAGAUUCGCCACUUUGUCAACUUUUUUUUCAUUUCAGUGCCCUUUCUUCUUCUUUCAGAAAGAGUUUCAUAUGCUUCAGGAAUUCUAACUUCAUUUUUUAUCAAUCCUAAAGACGUAUUUGAGUUAGAGUCCAGUGAAAAUUCAAAUACGAUAGCAGAACCUAUUCCAUUGAACAAUUUGGCUGAAGAACGGUUGGAGGAUAAAGAAAGUGUUAUUGGGCUUGAUAACAUACAUGCGACAUCUUAUAGCAAUUCUACAUUUGUCCGUUUACUUCAAAAGCUUUGGGUGGUACUUUCGGCAUUAUUACUAAAUCUUAAGUUUCGUCUUGUUUUUAUACUUUCGAUACUGCUGAUUAUAAACUUACUCUGGUAA